AUGUUUCGAAAGAAUCUAGCUGGCGGCAAGCCCGACACCGAUGUCCCCGUGGAUUCUCUUCCGCGAUCUCAGGUCAACUCUUCGAGUGAUAUGGACAAGGAGAAACAGGUAUCAAACAGCCCGACAACCCCUCGACCUGGUGUUGGAAAGCACGACGAAGCCCUCGACCUCGUAUCUUCUUACGAAGGCUGCAGUAUCCAUAUUUCUCCGGAAGAAAAUGCCCGGCUUCUCCGGAAAAUAGACCGAAACUUAAUGCCCAUCAUGUUUAUUAUAUAUUUCCUUCAAUUGGCGGACAAGCAAAUCCUCUCUUUCGCUUCCGUCUUCGGCAUCUCAAGCGAUACAGACCUCGUUGGUGAAGAUUACUCGAUACUGGGAUCCAUGCUCUAUAUCGCGCAAGUGGUGGCACAGCCCAUAUCCGCGUAUAUUCUCGUCAGACUGAGACUGUCGAAGUAUAUUCCUGCCAUCGUAACCUGCUGGGGCGCGACAUUAGCCUGCAUGGCGGCUGCUCAUAAUUUCCGAGGUCUCCUUGCGGCUCGAUUUUUCCUCGGAGCAUGCGAGGCAUCCAUUACGCCGGCCUUCAUCCUCAUCACUCAGUUUUGGUACCGCCGUCACGAACAGGGCAUCAGACUAGCUAUCUGGUACUCGAACUAUGGAUGGGUGAACAUUUUCGGCAGCCUCAUCGUGUAUGGACUUGGCCACAUCAAGUCAAAUGCGCUUCAUUCGUACCAGAUUAUGUUCCUCCUCUUGGGUGUGAUCACCUGCCUUGUCGGUCUAUUGUCGUUCUUCAUCUUCCCAGACAACCCCGUUCAUUGCAAGUUCUUGACCAAAGAAGAGAAAUUUAUGGCAAUCGAACGCCUGCGCACCAACCAGCAAGGCGUCGAGACAAAGGAGUUCAAGGUUAGCCAGGUGAUAGAGAUGUUGUGCGACUUCAAAAGUUGGUGUUGGAUGCUCCUGGCAGUCGCUUUAAAUAUCCCUGGUGGGAGUAUCUUAGCGUUCGGACCGCUGAUUAUCAGCGGUUUUGGUUUCGACGGGUACAACGUUACGCUGCUGCUGAUUCCUUACGGUGCGAUGCAAAUCAUCUCGCUGUUUAUUGGAUUUUGGGCAAGCAAGAGAUUUGGAGUGAAGGCACCUGUCAUACUCGGAUGCUUGCUGCCGGCAGUAGCAGCCUGUGUCGUUUUGCUUCGCGUUGGUCGCGACAAAAAGGACCAACCCGCGCUUGUCGCCGCAUUUUAUAUGUUGGGCCUGUACAACGCCGCCAGCCCAACCCUUCUGAACUGGCAGGCGUCAAACGUCGCGGGACAUACAAAGAAAACGACUAGCACGGCGCUCGUGACCGCAGGGGUCAUUGGCGGGAAUAUUAUUGGUCCACUACUGUUUUCUCCGAAGGACAAACCGUACUACCAUCGAGGCAUUGUCGCCGUCCUCUGCUGCUACGCCGCAAGUGCGGUCAUCGUCUGCAUUACCGUGGCGUACCUAUGGCAUUUGAAUGAGUGGAAUCGAAAGCGCCGACUCGCGAGAGGCGAAGCGGGAAAGAUCGUCGACUAUUCGAUGCUUAGCGUGGAAGAGGCGGAGAAAGCGCGUCAAGAUCAAGAUGCUAGCGGCGCCUCCGCGCGUGGGAUUGGAAAUCAUGCCUUUGAGGAUCUUACCGAUCUCCAGAACGACGAGUUUAUUCUCGCUGAACAUCGUUAUAAGAUCCGCCGUGUCAACACCGAGCGGUACUAG
Messenger RNA from Cyclocybe aegerita, 1722 nucleotides. NCBI's taxonomy places the organism in Eukaryota, Fungi, Basidiomycota, Agaricomycetes, Agaricales, Hemipholiotaceae. The record is from the annotation of a GenBank genome assembly.